Messenger RNA from Penicilliopsis zonata CBS 506.65, 1191 nucleotides. RefSeq lists its product as hypothetical. Gene Ontology annotation, cellular component: small-subunit processome; Pwp2p-containing subcomplex of 90S preribosome. The coding region runs from base 1 to 1191 and encodes 396 amino acids. Gene Ontology annotation, biological process: maturation of SSU-rRNA from tricistronic rRNA transcript (SSU-rRNA, 5.8S rRNA, LSU-rRNA). Gene Ontology annotation, molecular function: snoRNA binding; protein binding. The record is from RefSeq and is a predicted model, not a curated record. The transcript has 2 exons. Lineage: Eukaryota; Fungi; Ascomycota; Eurotiomycetes; Eurotiales; Aspergillaceae.
AUGUCUAGUGCAACGGACAAAGCUCGUUAUUUCCUGGAGCAGUCGAUUCCGGAGCUCAAGGAGUACGAGAGAAAAAAGAUUUUCAGCAAGGAUGAGCUCUCCUCGAUUAUCAAAAAGCGAUCUGAUUUCGAACACAAACUGAAUUCCAGGGGAUCGCAGCCGGUAGACUUUGUCCGCUAUGCAGAGUACGAGAUGAACCUCGACCUUUUGCGCCGGAAGCGAGUCAAGAGGCUAGGCAUCAGGGCAGCAGGGUUUUCAGGACAGAGACGGAUCUUCUUCAUUCUCGACCGGGCGACUCGCAAGUUCCACGGAGAUAUUGGUCUCUGGGUCCAGUACAUCGAGUAUGCCCGACAGCAGAAGGCGCAUAAGAAACUUUCGCAGGUCUUCACCGACGCUCUUCGCCUGCAUCCUACAAACGCGGAUCUCUGGACAUACGCAGCCAAAUACAUGAUCGAGGAUCAUGCCGAUAUGACCCAGGCGCGAAGCUACAUGCAGCGGGGCCUGAGAUUCUGCAAGCGGUCGAAGAAGUUGUGGAUCGACUACGCCAAGCUGGAGCUGAUCUAUAUCACAAAACUGGUUGCCCGACAGAAAAUCCUGGGGCUUGACCAGCCGAUCAAACCCGCAGCGCUGACAGCGGACACUGCCUUUGACGAUCUCGACGCUGAUAUGAUUGCGCUGCCGCAAAUCACCGAGGAGGAUAUCAACCCCACGGCGGCUGGGGACGACGAGGUUGACGAGACGGCAUUGAAGAACCUCAGCGCCACCCCUGCCCUGAGCGGUGCGAUCCCGCUCGCCAUCUUUGAUACUGCCAUGAAAACCUUCGACAACGACGACAAAUUUGGGCACGAGUUCUAUGACAUGGUUCUUGGGUUCGCGGAUAUACCCUGCCUGUCCAAGAUUCUGGGACACGUGGUGGAAGUUCUGCUGGCGGCCAAACCCAUCAGCCAUCAUACGCUGAUAUGUUACAUCCGGUUCCCCACUGUGGGCAUCCGGACCGAUUCUGCCGACUUCCCCCGUGCAUUGGGUACUUCACUAGGCCGUCUCAAGGAGCAUCGCCAUGAUCCGAAGCUCGCAGAAGAAGUCAUCAGUUGGCUGCAACCUUUGCAACAGACCGAGGGACUGGAUCCUGCGUUGCAACAAGUCAUGGCUGCUACGAUCCGAACGGCGGAGAAAGCCCUUCAAACGAAAUGA